AUGAUUUGUUGUCACAUCUCUUCAGCAAAGUUAAGGAACAACGGCACAGGUAACACCUGUCUCAAACAAACACAAUAUUUAGAGUUGUUCUCAAUUCCAUCUGAAUAGAUAUCAGUUCAGCAAAGGAAUUCAAAUUGAAAUACAUGAAGUGAUAAUUGUCUGUUAUUUACCACAAGGAUUAGACAGACUAGUCUUGCAGCUCCUCACCAUGACAAGUUUCAAGGUUGACAUAAAAUGCUUGUUCACCAUCACUAACCACCAUGUUGUUUUCAGCCAUGAUGACAGAUAUGGGGACUUUUGCCUUAAAGCAGCUGUGAGGCUUCUGGAGACCAUUUGUAAGAAUAUGAAAAAUGAUUUGGACCAUGGGAUUCCUUUGGUUUGCCUGGAUCUUAUCAGUGUGAUUGCAGAAACGGCUGGUGUCUCCCAUCUCCAGGUAUAUCCGAAAACAACCAUGAAUUCAAUCUUUGCUCUUUGCUCUAAAAAUAAAAAAAUAUGUUUACGUUUUAAUAAUCUCAUAACAACUCAGAAUAAUUAAGAAAAGAGUAGGCAGAUGAAUAAUGAAGAAAAGAGUAGGCAGAUGAAUAAUGAAGAAAAGAGUAGGCAGAUGAAUAAUGAAGAAAAGAGUAGGCAGAUGAAUAAUGAAGAAAAGAGUAGGCAGAUGAAUAAUGAAGCUCAUGAUCUUUACUCCAGGUGGACAUACAGUGAUACAAACUGAUGUACAGUUGAAGUCGGAAGUUGACAUACACCUUAGCCAAAUACAUUUAAACUCAGUUUUUCAUAAUUCUUGACAUUUAAUCCUAUAAGUUGGGUGAAUUUUGGCCCAUUCCUCCUGACAGAGCUGGUGUAACUGAGCCAGGUUUGUAGGCCUCCUUGCCCGCACACACUUUUUCAGUUCUGCCCAGAAAUGUUCUAUAGGAUUGAGGUCAGGGCUUUGUGAUGGCCACUCCAAUACCUUGACUUUGUUGUCCUUAAGCCAUUUUGCCACAACUUUGGAAGUAUGCUUGGGGUCAUUGUCCAUUUGGAAGACCCAUUUGCGACCAAGCUUUAACUUCCUGACUGAUGUCUUGAGAUGUUGCUUCAAUAUAUCCACAUAAUUUUCCUUCCUCAUGAUUCCAUCUAUUUUGUGAAUUGCACCAGUCCCUCCUGCAGCAAAGCACCCCCACAGCAUGAUGCUGCCACCCCCGUGCUUUACGGUUGGGAUGGUGUUCUUCGGUUUGCAAGUCAUCCCCUUUUUCCUCCGAUGGUCAUUAUGGCCAAACAGUUCUAUUUUUGUUUCAUCAGACCAGAGGACAUUUCUCCAAAAAGUACGAUCUUUGUCCCCAUGUGCAGUUGCAAACCGUAGUCUGGCUUUUUUAUGGCGGUUUUGGAGCAGUGGCAUCUUCCUUGCUGAGCGGCCUUUCAGGUUAUGUCGAUAUAGGACUCGUUUUACUUUGGAUAUAGAUACUUUUGUACCUGUUUCCUCCAGCAUCUUCACAAGGUCCUUUGCUGCCGUUUUACAGCCCUCUAACCAACCCUCUAACCCAGGGGUCCCCAAACUUUUUCCUGUGAGGGCCACAUAACUUUUCUCUUCUCUGAUGGGGGGCCGGUGUCAGUUUGUAACAGAAAAAGUGUGACGAUCGUAGGGGAGCUUAAAAAAUUUAUUGUUUUCCAGAAAGCCACACAUAACCAAAUAACCCUUUCCAGGUUCUUUACAGAAAAAAAGUCAGGAAACAAAUAAUAACACUAUUAAUGAAAUAAAUAAUAACUAAAUAACCCUCUCUGAGUUCUUCACAGAAAAAACAGGAAAUAAAUAACACUAUUUAUGAAAUAAAUAAUAACUAAAUAACUCUCUCUGGGUUCUUCAUAGAAAAAAAAGCCAUGGAACAUUAACUUUCUGUUGUGCCAUGCACAAUCUUAACAGAUAAAAGUUCAGCUCAGUUGUCAGAGCAGAAUCUCUCUGACACAUAUGAGCAGUCUCUUAAAGUUCUUGUGUUCCUUCCUUAUAAUCCUUUUGUAGGUUCCAGUAGGCUUGUAGACACCGCUGUUUGCAGCUCUCUCUCAUCAACUUCCCUGUGAAAACCACAAAGGAAGCAGGUUGAGAAACUGAACUAAGUGAUACAGCACCUACACAGCACAAUACAUUUCACUACCAGUAUGGUUGUAAAGAUGGAUUUUAUCCCAGUAGAUUUUAUUAUGAUUAUAUUUGUUUAUGCUCAGAAUGACUCAUUCAAGUCAGAAAAGUGAGCUUACCUAUGUAUGUUCAUCAGUGUGAACUGUGGGCCUGCAUCUGGCUGGUGAGAAGUUGAAUAUCAGGUUCCAUUCUAGUUACAGCCAGUCUCAAGCACUGAUGCAAAUGUUCAUCUGUCAAUCUUGAUCUCAUCGGAGUUUUCAGCAGUUUCAUGCGAGAAAAGGUUUUCUCGCAGAUAUACGUGCUGCCAAAAACUGUGGACAUUUUCAUUGCGUGUUUUUUGAUGUUUGGAUAUGUGUCGUUUGGGAGGGCGGCAUAGAAGUCAAUGAGACUGUUGGGCUUGAAUGCGUCUUUCAGAACAUCACAGUUCUGUAACUCAGCCAACUCAAACUGAUAUGAAGGCUGGGCUUCAUCAAUGUCGGCAACAAAGGGGUUCUGAAAAAGACGGAUUUCUUUUGCAUGAACAUGUAGUUCACUGAAUCGCACACCGAACUCCGCCUUCAGCAUUUCCAGUGCUUCCACGCACUUUUCAGCUGGGAACGGGACCGCUGGGUUCUCUGUCGACAGGUUUUGGGUAGCAGGAAGAUGGACGAAGUUGCGCUUUUUCACUUGUUCCAAAAGCAGCGCUAAUUUCACCUCAAAUGCUUUUAUGUGUGAAUACAUGUCGCAAAUGAGUUUCCCCUCGCCUUGUAGCUGCAAGUUAAGGCUGUUAAGUAUUUCUGUCACGUCUGUUAAAAAUGCGAGGUGCCAUUUCCAUUCUGGGUCGAUCAGCUCUGGGACCGUUUUGUCUUUUAAAUGAAGAAAUGCGUUAAUUUCGGGUAGCAGCUCGUAAAAACGCCUCAAAACUCUGCCCCGGCUCAGCCAUCGGACCUCUGUGUAGUACAGCACAUCUCCGUGCGUAGACUCCAGUUCAGACAGGAAUUAUUGGAACUGCCUGUGUUUAAGUCCCUUUGCUCUGAUGAAGUUUAUGCACGACACCACAACCUUCAUUACAGAAUCCCACGUCAACACUUUGCAGCACAGUGCUUGCUGGUGAAUUAGGCAGUGGACUCGUAGCGGGGCGGUGAGACCCCUUUUUUCCAACUCCCGGUUCAUGCGUCCUAUUAGACCGCGAGUUUCGCCCACCAUGCUAGGAGCCCCGUCAGUCGUGAUGCUAGCUAGCUUUGACCAGUCCAGGUCCAACUUCUCCAUGGUUUGGCACACUUUGUCAAAAAUAUCCUCUCCCGUUGUAGUCCCUUUGAGACUUUGGAGGGCUGCCAGCUCCUCGCAUAUCUCAAAGUUUGCGCUAACUUCACGAAUAAAAAUGAGCAGUUGCGCUGUGUCUUGCACGUCCGUGCUCUCAUCCAGUGCUAAUGAAAAAAGGUCAAAUUCUUUCGUCUUCUGCUGCAGCUGGGCAUAUACAUUACUCCCGAUUUCUUCAACGCGUCUGGUGAUUGUACUCGCCGACAGACUUACGGCAUUAAAUGCAUCUUUCUUCUCGGGACACACCUCCUCCGCGACAGCAUCCAUACAUUUCUUAACAAACUCUCCGUCAGUGAAAGGCUUACCGCUGCUUGCUAUCAGUUUAGCAACCCGAAAGCUGGCCCGAACGGAUGCCUGGUUCAGCUGAGCUUGGCGUACAAAUGUAUUCUGCUGAGAUAGUAGUCCACUUUUUAGCUUUGAGAGUUUGUCUGCUCGUAUUUGGCCUUGCAAGCUAUCGUACUUGUCUUUGUGACGGGAUUCAUAGUGUCGGCGAAGAUUGUAUUCUUUGAAUACCGCCACCGUCUCUUGACAGAUGAGACAAACAGCCUUUUCUUUGCAUUGAACAAAAAAAUAAUCGUUUGUCCACUGCAGGUUAAAUACCCUGCAUUCUGAAUCAAUUUUUCUCUUACCUAACCUUUUCGCCAUUAUUCCGUUCUCUCUUUGACAGGGCCGGGCCUAGGAUUUUUUUUCUGGAGGCCAAAUAGGAAAAAAAUCCGAUAGCGUCUCUGGUAUUGUUCAGAGGGCCGGGCCAAAUGUGCUGACGGGCCGUAUUCGGCCCGCGGGCCGUAGUUUGGUGACCACUGCUCUAACCAAUUGUACUAUUAUGUGUGUUUUUCCGCGUUAUUUGUAAUUUAUUUUGUACAUAAUGUUUCUGCCAUCGUCUCUUAUAACCAAAAAGAGCUUCUGGAUAUCAGGACAGCGAUUACUCACCUCGCAUUGGACGAAGAUUUUUUCUUCAACGAGGCGGCCGCGAAGGAUAUCAUACAGACACCCGACAAGGCCCAAAUCCCCGUCAUUCGCGUGAGGAAGAGACGGAGAUAUCGCGGACGCAGAUCCGGGUGCCUUGUAAGGAUCCGACGGCGAGCGAGUAAACUGCCUCUUCCAUCAAUCCUAUUAGCCAACGUUCAAGCUUUUGAGAAUAAAAUGGACGAUUUAAGAUUACGGUUAUCCUACCAACGGGACAUUCAAAACUGUAAUAUCUUAUGUUUCACGGAGUCGUGGCUGAACGACAACAAUGAUAACAUUCAGCUAGCAGGCUAUACGCUACAUCGGCAGGACAGAACGGCUGACUCUGGUAAGACAAGGGGUGGCGGUCUGUGUAUAUUUGUAAACAACAGCUGGUGCACAAAAUCAAAUACUAAGGAAGUCUCGAGGUUUUGCUCGCCUGAGGUAGAGUAUCUUAUGAUAAGCUGUAGACAACACUAUUUACCAAGAGAGUUUUCAUCUAUAUUUUUCAUAGCUGUCUAUUUACCACCACAAACCAAUGCUGGCAUUAAGAUUGCACUGAAUGAGUUGUACAAGGCCAUUAAUCAACAGGAAAACGCUCAUCCAGAUGCAGCGCUCCUAGUGGCCGGGGACUUUAAUGCAGGGAAACUUAAAUCCGUUCUACCUAAUUUCUACCAGCAUGUUAAAUGUGCAACCAGGGGGAAAAAAACUCUAGACCACCUUUACUCCACACACAGAGACGCAUACAAAGCUCUCCCUCGCCCUCCAUUUGGCAAAUCUGACCAUAACUCUAUCCUCCUUAUUCCUGCUUAUAAGCAAAAACUGAAGCAGGAAGCACCAGUGAUUCGGUUAAUAAAAAAGUGGUCAGAUGACGCAGAUGCUAAGCUACAGGACUGUUUUGCUAGCACAGACUGGAACAUGUUCCGGGAUUCUUCAGACAGCAUUGAGGAGUACACCACAUCAGUCACUGGCUUCAUCAAUAAGUGCAUCGAUGAUGUCGUCCCCACAGUGACCGUACGUACAUACCCCAACCAGAAGCCAUGGAUUACAGGAAACAUCCGCACUGAGCUAAAGGGUAGAGCUGCCGCUUUCAAGGAACGGGACUCUAACCCGGACGCUUAUAAGAAAUCCCGCUAUGACCGCCGACAAACCAUCAAACAGGCAAAGAGUCAAUACAGGUCUAAGAUUGAAUCAUACUACACUGGCUCUGACGCUUGUCGGAUGUGGCAGGGCUUGAAAACUAUUACAGACUACAAAGGGAAGCACAGCCGCGAGCUGCCCAGUGACACAAGCCUACCAGACGAGCUAAACCACUUCUAUGCUCGCUUCGAGGCAAGCAACACUGAAGCAUGCAUGAGAGCACCAGCUGUUCCGGAUGACUAUGUGAUCACGCUCUCCGUAGCCGAUGUGAGUAAGACUUUUAAGCAGGUCAACAUUCACAAGGCCGCAGGGCCAGACGGAUUACCAGGACGUGUACUCCGAGCAUGUGCUGACCAACUGGCAAGUGUCUUCACUGACAUUUUCAACAUGUCCCUGACUGAGUCUGUAAUACCAACAUGUUUCAAGCAGACCACCAUAGUCCCCGUGCCCAAGAACUCUAAGAUAACCUGCCUAAAUGACUACCGACCCGUAGCACUGACGUCUGUAGCCAUGAAGUGCUUUGAAAGACUGGUCAUGGCUCACAUCAACAGCAUAAUCCCAGAAACCCUAGACCCACUCCAAUUUGCAUACCGCCCCAACAGAUCCACAGAUGAUGCAAUCUCUAUCGCACUCCACACUGCCCUUUCCCACCUGGACAAGAGGAACACCUACGUGAGAAUGCUAUUCAUUGACUACAGCUCAGCAUUCAACACCAUAGUGCCCUCUAAGCUCAUCACUAAGCUAAGGAUCCUGGGACUAAACACCUCCCUCUGCAACUGGAUCCUGGACUUCCUGACGGGCCGCCCCCAGGUGGUAAGGGUAGGUAACAACACAUCUGCCACACUGAUCCUCAACACGGGGGCCCCUCAGGGGUGCGUGCUCAGUCCCCUCCUGUACUCUCUGUUCACCCAUGACUGCAUGGCCAGGCACGACUCCAACACCAUCAUUAAGUUUGCCGACGACACAACAGUGGUAGGCCUGAUCACCGACAACGAUGAGACAGCCUAUAGGGAGGAGGUCAGAGAUCUGGCCGUGUGGUGCCAGGACAACAACCUCUCCCUCAACGUGACCAAGACAAAGGAGAUGAUUGUGGACUACAGGAAAAAAAAAAAGAGGACUGAGCACGCCCCCAUUCUCAUCGACGGGGCUGUAGUGGAACAGGUUGAGAGCUUCAAGUUCCUUGGUGUCCACAUCACCAACAAACUAUCAUGGUCCAAACACACCAAGACAGUCGUGAAGAGGGCACGACAAAGCCUAUUCCCCCUCAGGAGACUAAAAAGAUUUGGCAUGGGUCCUCAGAUCCUCAAAAAAUUCUACAGCUGCACCAUCGAGAGCAUCCUGACUGGUUGCAUCACCGCCUGGUAUGGCAACUGCUUGCCCUCUGACCGCAAGGCACUACAGAGGGUAGUGCGUACGGCCCAGUACAUCACUGGGGCAAAGCUUCCUGCCAUCCAGGACCUCUAUACCAGGCGGUGUCAGAGGAAGGCCCUCAAAAUUGUCAAAGACUCCAGCCACCCUAGUCAUAGACUGUUCUCUCUGCUACCGCACGGCAAGCGGUACCGGAGUGCCAAGUCUAGGUCCAAAAGACUUCUCAACAGCUUCUACCCCCAAGCCAUAAGACUCCUGAACAGCUAAUCAUGGCUACCCGGACUAUUUGCACUGCCCCCCCACCCCAUCCUUUUUACACUGCUGCUACUCUGUUAAGUAUUUAUGCAUAGUCACUUUAACUCUACCCACAUGUACAUAUUACCUCAACUACCUCAACUAGCCGGUGCCCCCGCACAUUGACUCUGCAACGGUACCCCCCUGUAUAUAUAGCCUCCCUACUGUCACUUUAUUUUACUUCUGCUCUUUUUUUCUCAACACUUUUUUUGUUGUUGUUUUAUUCUUACUUUUUUUGUUUAAAAUAAAUGCACUGUUGGUUAAGGGCUGUAAGUAAGCAUUUCACUGUAAUGUCUGCACCUGUUGUAUUCGGCGCAUGUGACCAAUAACAUUUGAUUUGAUUUGAUUUGAUUUGUUCUGGGAUUGAUUUGCACUUUUCGCACCAAAGUAUGUUCAUCUCUAGGAGACAGAACGUGUGUCCUUCCUGAGCGGUAUGACGGCUGCGUGGUCCCAUGGUGUUUAUACUUGCGUACUAUUGUUUGUACAGAUGAACGUGGUACCUUCAGGCGUUUGGAAAUUGCUCCCAAGGAUUAACCAGACUUGUGGAGGUCUACAGUUUUUUUUUUCACUUCACAAAAUAGAUGGCAUCAUGAGGAAGGAAAAUUAUGUGGAUAUAUUGAAGCAACAUCUCAAGACAUCAGUCAGGAAGUUAAAUGGGUCUUGGCUGAUUUCUUUUGAUUUUCCCAUGAUGUCAAGCAAAGAGGCACUGAGUUUGAAGGUAGGCCUUGAAAUACAUCCACAGGUACACCUCCAAUUAACUCAAAAAUAUGUCAGUUAGCCUAUCAGAAGCUUCUAAAGCCAUGACAUCAUUUUCUGGAUUUUUCCAAGCGGUUUAAAGGCACAGUCAACUUAGUGUAUAUAAACUUCUGACACACUGGAAUUGUGAUACAGUGAAUUAUAAGUGAUAUGAUCUGUCUGUAAACAAUUGUUGGAAAAAUUACUUGUGUCAUGCACAAAGUAGAUGUCCUAACCGACUUGCCAAAACUAUAGUUUGUUAACAAGAAAUUUGUGGAGUGGUUGAAAAACGAUUUUUAAUGACUCCAACCUAAGUGUAUAUAAACUUCCGACUUCAACUGUAAAUCUCAAAAUGUGCUGCACAUAUAAAAAAAUAUAUUCAAUAUUGUGCAAUAAAUGGUAAACAAGAUGGCCUUGCUUGAAAUGAUAAUAAGCAUUUCAUGUUGUAUAUCUCUAAAACCCCAUACAUAACUUGAAUUCUUUAGGUUUUUUAGAAGGAAAGAAUCAACAUGGUGGUUCUUAAAGCAAAGAUUGUCAGAAUUUAUUUUCAAUACAGUCUGGCUUAGCAUUACAAGGCCGAUUAAAUGUUAAGCCAGGCUGAACUGAAUUGUAAUAUAAAGAGUGAUUUGUCCAAGAGAUGAAUAUUUGAUGAGUCUGAAUAUUUUUGUUAUGAAUUACUUAGGAAGUGACAAAUAACCUUUUGGAAAACACGAAGUUACAGGAGACCAUUACCAUCAUGAAGGAAUGGCUGCGAAUCACAUUCAAGAACAAAUUGGUGAAAGAUCUCAAUUACAUUGAUUUUGCAUCCAUGUAUGAGACUAAGGUAAGAGUUUUUGUUUGACCUAAUUAAAUAAUUGAUAUUAAAAAAAUAUUAUAUUUGUAUUAUUAUUAUUGCAGAACAGUUUCUAAUUUGGAAUUCUAGUGUUUGAUAAAAGGAAAACUUGAAGUAUGGUGAAAACCUUUUCCUGUAGGUCUGGAACAAGCUGAUCUCACUUAAAAUUGGUUCAGAAGAAUUCACCCAAUACUGGAGAAAUGCAUUCUUGAAUGAUUUUGAAGGAAAACUCAAACAGGUGAGAUACAUCUACAAGGUCAUCAAUUUAAAAAAUAUGUAUGUACAUCAUUCAUUCAUAUUUUGUAUGGCCAUCAGGAAACGUCCAUGCAUCAAAUUGAAAUAUACAUCAAUAAGAUAGAGGAAGUGAGCGGGACGCUGCCAUUCUUGAAGAACUCCUUGGAGAAAUGCGCUUUGGAAGCAGUCACAGUCAUUUGUCAGGCAAGAUGAAUAACAUCACUAUUUUGAAAACGCUCUCUAGUAGAAAUGAAAGUUCCAAUUUAAAUCUGGAAAUGUACAUUUACGUCAUUUAGUAGACGCUCUUAUCCAGAGCGACUUUUAAAUGAGCAAUUAGGGUUAAGUGCCUUGCUCAAGGUCACAUCGCCAGAUGUUUUUUCCCACCUAGUCAGCUCGGGGAUUUGAACCAGUGACCUUUUGGUUACUGGCCCAACGUUCUUAAUUGUUAGGCUACCUUAAUCGUUAGGCUGUGCAUUGAGUUUGUGAGGAAGUAAAGUAAUGCAUUUUUAUCUCCUAUUUUCAUUUGACAUGAUCAGGGGAGCUCUCAGGAGGCUCUAUUUGAACGGUUGAAAAAACUUGACUUUAGCAAGUUUCAGAGGCUAUUGUCUUCUAUUGUGAUGAAGUCCUGGCCCCAAACUGCCAACGGAGAAUACCUGGAAGGGGAGGAGUGUGUAGUGGAACAUCUUCUCAACUGGUCCAUGGCCAAAAGUGUCUUUAGAGUCCAAGGUGAAUUUUCUCAAGAAAUUCCACUGCUCUAACCAUUUCCACAACAAAUUCCACAUACAAUCAAGGCUAUCAUUGGGUGGGAAUUUUCACCACAUUUGUUUCUAGAAAAAUUUAUAUAAACUCAGCAAAAAAAGAAACGUUCUCUCACUGUCAACUGUGUUUAUUUUCUGCAAACUUAACAUGUGUAAAUAUUUGUAUGAACAUAACAAGAUUCAACAACUGAGACAUAAACUGAACAAGUUCCACAGACAUGUGACUAACACAAAUGGAAUAAUGUGUCACUGAACAAAGGGGGGGUCAAAAUCAAAAGUAACAGUCAGUAUCUGGUGUGGCCACCAGCUGCAUUAAGUACUGCAGUGCAUCUCCUCCUCAUGGACUACACCAGAUUUGCCAGUUCUUGCUGUGAGAUGUUACCCCACUCUUCCACCAAGGCACCUGCAAGUUCCCAGACAUUUCUGGGGGGAAUGGCCCUAGCCCUCACCCUCCGAUCCAACAGGUCCCAGGCGUGCUCAAUGGGAUUGAGAACACUGACAUUCCUGUCUUGCAGGAAAUCACGCACAGAACGAGCAGUAUGGCUGGUUGCAUUGUCAUGCUGGAGGGAGGGUCAUGUCAGGAUGAGCCUGCAGGAAGGGUACCGCAUGAGGGAGGAGGAUGUCUUCCCUGUAACACACAGCAUUGAGAUUGCCUGCAAUGACAACAAGCUCAGUCAGAUGAUGCUGUGACACACCGCCCCAGACCAUGACGGACCCUCCACCUCCAAAUCGAUCCCGCUCCAGAGUACAGGCCUCGGUGUAACGCUCAUUCCUUCGAUAAACGCAAAUCCGACCAUCACCCCUGGUGAGACAAAACUGCGACUUGUCAGUGAAGAGCACCUUUUGCCAGUCCUGUCUGGUCCAGCGACGGUGGGUUUGUGCCAAUAGUUGCCGGUGAUGUCUGGUGAGGACCUGCUUUACAACAGGCGUACAAGCCCUCAGUCCAGCCUCUCUUGGCCUAUUGCGGACAGUCUGAGCACUGAUGGAGGGAUUGUGCGUUCCUGGUGUAACUCAGGCAGUUGUUGUUGCCAUCCUGUACCUGUUCCGCAGGUGUGAUGUUCAGAUGUACCGAUCCUGUGCAGGUGUGUUACACGUGGUCUGCCACUGUGAGGAUGAUCAGCUGUCCGUCCUGUCUCCCUGUAGCGCUGUCUUAGGCGUCUCACAGUACGGACAUUGCAAUUUAUUGCCCUGGCCACAUCUGCAGUCCUCAUGCCUCCUUGCAGCAUGCCUAAGGCACGUUCACGCAGAUGAGCAGGGACCCUGGGCAUCUUUCUUUGGUGUUUUUCAGAGUCAGUAGAAAGGCCUCUUUAGUGUCCUAAGUUUGCAUAACUGUGACCUUAAUUGCCUACCGUCUGUAAGCUGUUAGUGUCUUAACGACCUGUUCCACAGGUGCAUGUUCAUUAAUUGUUUAUGGUUCAUUGAACAAGCAUGGGAAACAGUGUUUAAACCCUUUACCAUGAAGAUCUGUGAAGUUAUUUGGAUUUUUACGAAUUAUCUUUGAAAGACAGGGUCCUGAAAAAGGGAAGUUUCUUUUUUUGCUGAGUUUACAAUGGCUAUUAAAUGUAUAACUGUCACUUCCAAAUGUUCCUUGAGAGCUACGCUAUACAAUAUAUACAAAAGUAUGUGGACACCGCUUCAAAUAAGUGGAUUCAGCUAUUUCAGCCACACCCGUUGCUGACAGGUGUAUAAAAUCAAGCACACAGCCAUGCAAUCUCCAUAGACAAACAUUGGCUGUAGAAUGGCCAUACUGAAGAGCUCAGUGACUUUCAACGUGGCACCGUCAUAGGAUGCCACCUUUCCACCAAGUCAGUUUGUAAAAUGUCUGCCCUGCUAGAGCUGGCCCGGUCAACUGUAAGUGCUGUUAUUGUGAAAUGGAAACAUCUAGGAGCAACAACGGCUCAGCCGCGAAGUGGUAGGCCACACAAGCUCACAGAACGGGACUGCUGAGUGCUAUAGCCCGUAAAAAUCGUCUGUCCGCGGUUGCAACACUCACUACCGAGUCCCAAACUGCCUCUGGAAGCAACGUCAGCACAAUAACUGUUCGUUGGAAGCUUCAUGAAAUGGGUUUCCAUGGCCGAGCAGCCGCACACAAGCCUAAGAGUGCCGCCAUUGGAUUCUGGAGCAGUGGAAAUGCAUUCUCUGGAGUGAUGAGUCACGCUUCACCAUCUGGCAGUCCGACGGACGAAUCUGGGUUUGGCAGAUGCCAGGAGAACGUUACCUGCCCCAAUGCAUAGUGCCAACGGUAAAGUUUGGUGGAGGAGGAGUAAUGGUCUGGGGCUGUUUUUCAUGGUUCGACUAGGCCCCUUAGUUCCAGUGAAGGGAAAUCUUAACGCUACAGCAUACAAUGACAUUCUAGGCGAUUCUGUUCUUCUAACUUUGUGGCACCAGUUUUGGGAAGGCCCUUUCCUGUUUCAGCAUGACAAUGCCCCCGUGCACAAAGUGAGGUCCAUACAGAAAUGGUUUGUCGAGAUCAGUGUGGAAGAACUUGACUGGCCUACACAGAGCCCUGACCUCAACCCCAUCGAACACAUUUGGGAUGAAUUGGAACGCCAACUGAGAGCCAGGCCUAAUCGCCCAACAUCAGUGCCCGACUUCACUAAUGCUCUUGUGGAUUAAUGGAAGCAAGUCCCCGCAGCAAUGUUCCAGCAUCUAGUGGAAAGCCUUCCCAGAAGAGUGGAGGCUGUUAUAGCAGCAAAUGGGGGACCAACUCCACAUUAAUGGCCAUGAUUUUGGAAUGAGAUGGUUGACGAGCAUGUGUCCACAUACUUUUGGCAAUGUAGUGUAUUUACAUUUGAGUGCAUUUUUCCAAAUGUCCACUUAAACCCACUAACUAUGUUUUUAUUACAGGUGGAAAUCUGAAAAUGAUUGACCAUUUGACGGACGACGCUAAAGAGCGGAUGGUUGUGGCAAGAUCUGCGUUCAGUUCUGUCUCAGAUAAAGUAAUCAACGGCAACAUCCAGAUGAAGACUCUCAGUAAAGUCCUCUCAAAGAAAACAACAUUCAUUGAGCUUUUGAAGAUAGGUGAUUGUCAGAGAAAUAUACAAAAUUAAGACAUUUAAGUAAAUAUUGCUUUACUCCCACUGUAGUAGCCAGGAGAGCCUCCCCAGAUUGAUAGUUAAAUUAAAUCCAAUAAAGAGUUAAUCUACUGGGUCAUUGGGAGGUUGGUUCUGUUAAAGGUCCAAAUACAGGCAAAAUAUUCAUAGUAUUAUGAAACAGACUUUUCCAAAAUGUUGGUCUUGGUUUGGUUUCAGGUCUUCAUCACUUCACCUUACAUCAAAAUAAGUCCCCCAAAGGACUUUGCGGCAACUCUUGCAUGUACAGUGCAUUCGGAAAGUAUUCAGAGCCCUUGACUUUUUCCACAUUUUGUUACGUUACAGCCUUAUUCUAAAAUUGAUUAAAAAAUCUCAUAAAUCUACACACAAUACCCCAUAAUGACAAAGCGAAAACAGGUUUUUAAAAUGUUUGCAAAUGUAUUAGAAAUUAAAACAGAAAUACCUUGUUUACAUAAGUAUUCAGACCCUUUGCUAUGAGACUCGAAAUUGAGCUCAGGUGCAUCCUGUUUCCAUUGAUCAUCCUUGAGAUGUUUCUACAACUUGAUUGGAGUCCACCUGUGGUAAAUUAAAUUGAUUGGACAUGAUUUGGAAAGGCACACACCUGUCUAUAUAAGAUCUCACAGUUGACAGUGCAUGUCAGAGCAAAAACAAAGCCAUGAGGUCAAAGGGAUUGUCCGUAGAGCUCCGAGACAAGAUUGUGUCGAGGCACAGAUCUGGGGAAGGGUAUCAAAAAAUGUCUGCAGCAUUGAAUGUCCCCAAGAACACAGUGGCCUCCAUCAUUCUUAAAUGGAAGAAGUUUGGAACCACCAAGACACUUCCUAGAGCUGGCCGCCAGGCCAAACUGAGCAAUCGGGGGAGAAUGGCCUUGGUCAGGGAGGUGACCAAGAACCCGAUGGUCACUCUGACAGAGAGCUCCUCUGUGGAGAUGGGAGAACCUUCCAGAAGGACAACCAUCUCUGCAGCACUCCACCAAUCAGGCCUUUAUUGUAGAGUGGCCAGACAGAAGCCACUCCUCAGUAAAAGGCACAUGACAGCCCACUUGAAGUUUGCCAAAAGGCACCUAAAGGACUCUCACACCAUGAGAAACAAGAUUCUUUGGUCUGAUGAAACCAAGAUUGAACUCUUUGGCCUGAAUGCCAAGUGUCAUGUCUGCAGGAAACCUAGCACCAUCCCUACGGUGAAGCAUGGUGGUGGCAGCAUCAUGCUGUGAGGAUGUUUUUCAGCGGCAGGGACUGGGAGACUAGUCAGGAUCGAGGGAAAGAUGAGCAGAGCAAAGUACAGAGAGAUCCUUGAUGAAAACCUGCUCCAGAGCACUCAGGACCUAAGACUAGGACAACGACCCUAAGCACACAGCCAAGACAACGCAGGAGUGGCUUCGGGACAAGUUUCUGAAAGUCCUUGAGUGGCCCAGCCAGAGCCCGGACCUGAACCCAAUCGAACAUCUCUGGAGAGACCUGAAAAUAGCUGUGCAACUACGCUCCCCAUCAAACCUGACAGAGCUUGAGAGGAUCUGCAGAGAAGAAUGGGAGAAACUCCCCAAAUACAGGUGUGCCAAACUUGUAGCGUCAUACCCAAUAAGACUCAAGGCUGUAAUCGCUGCAAAAGGUCCUUCAACAAUGUACUGAGUAAAGGGUCUGAAUACUUAUGUAAAUGUGAUAUUUCAUUUUUUCAUUUUUAAUACAUUUUUUAUAAUGUCUAAAAAUCUGUUUUUGCUUUGUCAUUAUGGGGUAUUGUGUGUAGAUUGAUGAGGGGAAAAAACAAUGUAAUCCAUUUUAGAAUAAGGCUGUAACAUAACAAAAUGUGGACAAGUCAAGGGGUCUGAAUACUUUCCGAAUGCACUGUAUUGCGGGCAUGCUAGCAAUGACAAAAGGGGACUUUUAUUUAGAUGUGAGGUUAAGUGGUUAUUACUCAAAACCAAGACCAACACUUUGGAAAAGUCCAGAUCUGAGAAGGGACUCCUGAUUACACUUCAGUAGAACCACAAUGAGGUCAAAGUAUUGUCUUGAGUGUUUUGUAAAAAUGUAGUUAAAUUUUUUUUUUUUUUUACAGAUGGCCUGUGUGAAGAUGGUCGUUGUAAGGACGACACCACUAUGAAAAGAUUACUGAGAUUUAGAGAAGAGGAAAUGGAGGCUGUGUACAGUGACAAGAAGAUGGUUGAGGGCCUAGUCAUAGUUUGUCUCCGACUCCAGGAGCAUCUGAAAGGUGAAUUAAAUUAUAUUUGAUAACGGUAUACAUUAAAGCUUAUGUUAUUGGUAGUCUUUAUAAAAUAUUUGUUAAUGCAUGAUGUAACAGCCUUGGUCAUGGUUCUCAUUGAUGUCAUAUUAAUCCACAGUCGAUGUGAAAGAGCUGGAGCUCAAAAACCAAGAGAACAUAGAUCAGAUGACGCUGGAUGAAUUCAUGGAAGUUCACAGACUUGACGGGCGCACCUCUGACGUAACUGGGGUGGUCACAUACUUCAACUUCUGUAAUGUCACCAGGCAGAUGGCAUUUGAACUAAAUGCUAUCAGGGAAAGCUUCAUUUUUGCUAUGUGCUUGGAGAAUCAAGCCAAAAAACUUUCCCACAACCAUAUUGACACUGACGAGACAGAACAGCCUGAGAGGGAGAUAGAAGUGUACACUCUCGAUGUGAUCCACAGAAAAAUAUUCCAGGGUUGCUACGACAAUUACCAGAGGAUCUAUGAGAGUUUGAAAUCUGGCACUUUAUCAUUGGAGGAGGUGGAUAGGAUCUUUGAAGCUUACAAAGACAAGUAUGAUGAGAUGAAAAAUGAUCUGGAGAUCAUGUGCAGAAUCAACUUGUCUGAUGAUCGAAGAUGGAUCAGGAGGCGGAUUGAGCAGAUCCAACAGUACCAUGACCUUCAUCUAGCAUUGGAUUCAGCCAAGGUCAUUAUGGAUGUCAGAGAGACAAUCUGUCCUAAAGGGGACUUCAAAGUGCUACAGAGUUUGCUGGAUGUGGUGAGUUAGGAAAAUUCUCAAAACAGUCCACAUGUUCAAUCUAUGCAUCUUUCCCAUCAUUAGGCUACUACUGUAUAUUUAUAUAUAUUACAAUGUUUCCAGAGUAAUGCAGACUUUAAGGAGAAGAGUCUGAAUUACAUUGAUUACAAUUUGAUGGAGACUAAAAAGGUUCUUGAGGACAUCACAGAACCUCGCAGACUGUGUCUUCAGGAGCUUGGCCUUUGGGGGAACUUUGUCAAAUGGGUCAAAGAAGCUCUUGAAGGUGAGGUCGUACCAGAAGGAAAUGCAAGACAGAAAGAGCAGCAACAGUAGUAGCCAACUAGUUAGUUUGCCAUUACUAAUUCAAACAAUGUUUACAUGGGAAAAAGGGGAUAAAUGUUUCAUGUUUUGCCAUUGCAGAUAUCAAUGAGCUGAAAGUGUUUGUCGACCUGGCCUCCAUCUCUGCUGGAGAGAACGACUUGGAUGUGGACCGUGUAGCCUGUUUCCAUGACGCUGUUCUUGGUUACUCCUCGAUGCUGUAUGGGUUACCACAAGAUGCUGACUUUAAUUCCUUCAAGGAGGCUUUGACAAAACUAUGGAGGGCGCUUGGAAGUGACAGCAACAUACCAAAAAAGCUGGUAAGAUGUUCUGACAAUUAUGGCAUAUUUCAUAUUUGGGGAAAGCUUGUCAAACCAGAAAGACUAAGGCCACUAUUUGAUUAAAUGCAGAGUGGAUUUUCAGAAGUGUUUGAUGUGCAGAGCAGCAUUUACUGGCCUGAAUACAUACAAAUCUAAAUGAUAUAAUCAUUCACAAUCUUAGCAUGCCAUUUGGUUUGGAACUUAAACUCAUGUUUUAAACCACAUUCUACUAUUGUUUCCUCCCUGAUUGCAGCGAGAUACUGCACGCCAUUUGGAGUGGCUGAAAACUGUGAAGGACAGCCAUGGGUCUGUGGAACUCUCUUCUCUUUCUCUGGCCACAUCUAUCAACACAAGAGGCAUAUAUAUUAUUAGUGCGCAUAACCAGAAGAAGGUCUGUUCAAUCAUUUUUUUAAGUUUAAAAAAAUGUUUUUUAGAGACAAUUGAAUGAUUAUUUUACAUUAGUUUGUUUAAAGAUCAUAAUUAUGGAGUCAAUGUCUAUAUUUGUACUCAUACAAUGUCUUCAAUUUAUAUUUGCCAUUGACAAAUAUCUGUGAGCACUCUCCUGAAUACCUGCAGCGGUAAAUUGACAUAUUGUGUAUUGGAUAUUUUCUAUUGUUUUCUCCUUUAGCUGAGCUUAGACACCGCUCUGAAGCUACAGAUUCCAGAGCAGCAGGAGGAAGGUCAGAUGCGUAACUACUCCUUAGAAGACCUGAGAGAUCUGCAGAACAAACUCAUGCUGAUGUCUGGAAAGGGGGAGCAAAGCCAGAGUGAGGUGGAUCACUUUACUGAGGUAAGGUGAUUGGACACCAAGAGAACCAUCACAAACCUGAAAUGAUCAUUUACUGAAAAUGUUUAUUAAAUUGAUUAUCAUGCUACCACAGGCUCCUUACGACAUGCGUUGACAUAUUAGAAAAAAUAUGGUUUUCUUUCAAUUAUUCAUUUCGAUAUCUCACAUGUCGGGAUUCACUAGGAUCACCUACUCUCGAAAUAACCUAUCAAAAGCAUCUGAUGGAGACAGACAGGUAGUGGCGAAUGAGGUGAGCCCCUCACCUUCCUUAAAAGAGGCCAUUCUCCCACCCUCUAGUUACUCUCGCUUCUCUUCCUCACGAAGAGCAUUACUCUCAUGCUCUCCUCAGAUCGACUGGAUCCCUGUUUUCCUGCUGAACUGCUCACAAGUGAACCGUGAAGGAUAUCGCUGUUGAGCGUAGGUCUUCAGACCUUGUCGAGAGGUUGAGUACUGACCUGAAAGGUUUUUUGUUUUGUGUAGAAAAUAUUUUUCUACUUCUCAGUUUAUGUUGGUAGAUAGCUUCAUGGCUAGCUAUUGAGACUCAUCUCCUACCAUUCUGAUAGAUUGGAAACUGUCAGAAAACACGGUUGUAAUGUUAAUCAUUUGGUUGUUAUUCCAUUGGUUACCUCUAGGCAGAUGCACCAGGGGCAGAGUGGCCCACAGUCAUUGAAUAUGGCACUUUAAAUGUUAGCGCAAUCACUAGUAAAACCUUGUGAAUGACCUCAUUACUGGCCUCAUUACUAAGUUCAUUGCAUGUCUCUCACUGAAACAUGGCUGUCUUCAGGCUGAAGUGCCGCUCUUAUUGAAGCCUCCACCCCGGACUACAGCUUUUCAUACUCUAUCAGAAAAGGGAAAAAUUGUGGGGGGACAGCCUCUAUUUUUACUAAUGCUCUCAGUCAUUUCACGACUUUGGGUCUUUUGAGCAUCAUGCUAUACUGUUUAAAUGUCAGCAACCAGUGCUGGCCAUAACCUGUAGGCCACCAAAGCACUGCCCUACUUUCUUUACUGAUUUCUCUGAACUAUUGUCUAUAUUCAUGUUGACAUAAAGACAGACUCGAAGGCCAUCAAAUUUCUGAAUCUUUUGAGCUCUAUGGACUUUAUCCAACAUGUUACUGGGCCCACCCAUAACUGCGGCCAUACUCUGGACCUGAUUAUUACCAAGGGGCUUUCUAUUGACAUUUGUGGCAUAUUUCAGAGAUAAGAUAACAAACAUUAGGCUGUGUAUCAGUCAAGCAAGACCUGAUGAGAAGUUUGAUGAUAUGUGCCCUAGCCUACCACGCAAAAGCACUAUGGAUUUAUUUUCCCUGGUUGACACAGACAUGGCCAGGAAAGUGAUAUCACAACUUAAGCCUUCUACCUGCCUUCUCGAUCCUGUCCCCACCACCUUCUUCAAAAUUGUUUUUAAUUGCAUAUCUGAAGAAGUGCAAGCUAUUGUUAAUCACUCCCUGUUCACAGGCACUUUCUUCACUGCACAAAAAACUGCUAUGGUCUGCUCACUUUAGUGACCGUGCUCACAUGAUAACUUUUUGUUCCCCCCCGAGUGCCUCCCUCCCUCAGGCUUUUCCUCGUUCCAUUUUUACUGCGAUUGGUUCAUUCAGCUGGGCCACUGCCUGCUUCGUGAGUGAGCUCUUGACAACCCUCAGUUAAUGAGGUUAUGAGAUUUUUUCCCCAAUGGGUUGUUUCUGCACCUUCUUGGUGCGUACUCCCUAGGUUUCGGGACCUCUUAGGGUUGCUGAUCUUGGGCCUACCCUAGCUUCGGAGAGCAUGUCUUUGCGAUAUGGGAGUUGGCUAUAUCCCCAGAUGUGAGAUAAUGAAUAGUUGAAAGAGAACUUAAGGUUACUUGCAUAACCCUGGUUCUCUGAUAUUAUGAGUGAUAUAUCUCACCGCAUUCCCCUGCUCACAAGAGUGCAAGGAAGAGAAGCAUAUUUGAGAAUAACCUAAGGGCUGGAGAGUGGCUCCUUUUAAGGAAGGUGAGGGGCUCACCUCAUUCGCACUCUACCUCUACCUGUCAGAUGCUUUUGCUAGGUUCUUUGGAGAGUAGAUGUUCCUAGCGAAACCCCACAUGUGAGAUAUCUCACUCAUAAUAUCAGAGAACCAGGGUUAUGCAAGUAACCUUACGUUUUACGUACAGAAACUGAACUGAAUUUUUAGACACCAAAUUUCCAUCUUAUCUUCUCAGGUUUUUGACAGUGUCCAGAGGCUAGCUGUAGCAUUUGUAGAUCUUUAUGCUGCUGGGAACCCACUUUUUAGGUGUUGGGAGGCCAAGAUUCACUGCAAUAUGGAAAGUGACACUUGUAUCAUAAUGGACUUCAACCUUGGCAACAUCCUACGAAAGAUCAUGGUGGAGGGCAAUGCAGUCGCACAUCUUACAGACCUGUGCAGGAAGAUAGAGAUGUGUUUGGAUGACUGGAACAGAUUCAUAGACAAACAGAGAUCUCAGCACUAUUACCUCAACUAUUACACAGCAGAGCAGAUAGUCUACCUUUGUAAUGUUUUGACCGAGAAGAAUCUGAACAAGAAAUUGGAGGAAAAGGUCUUGAUGAUGCUCUCUUUCAUCAAACCUGACUGCUCUGUGUCAGAAGUGUGGGAGACGUGGAUGACUUUUCAGAACCACUCCAUGAAUACAGCUGGGCAAGAGGAAGACACCAGUUUUCAGACUUUUAUUGACCUUCAAAGUGACAUGGAAAACUUAGAUUCCUCUUUUGCUGGUGAGAGAAAAUGUGCCGUUGAUGUUCUGCAGUGCGUUGUAGACCAGGCUGUAGGUUUACGAAAACUGGAUCUGGUCUGGGAUGCUUACAUGAAAGACAUGAGGAGCAUUAUCCAGUACUCUUUAGACAUCAGAAGCCUAGGCAGUCUGCUAGAGGUGUUAGCCAACAAACAGAACCAGGAAGAAAACGAGGAAGAGGAACCCAUGCUUUUAGAAACAAGUGAGAAUACAGUCAGUAGAAAGCUCCCAAAAGGCUUCUUCACUGGUCAACCUAAUCUCAUAAUCUGCCCACAAGAUAAAAUCUUGACUUCCAGCGUCUGCUUGUAUAUGACCAGUGAUGAUGAGCAGCUGCCUACCUACGAUGAAGUCCUCCUGUGUACCCCUACCACGUCAUAUGAGCAGGUGGAGCUUUUCUUCAGACGAUGUCUCACACCGGGCUACAUGGGUGAGAAGAUCUAUACCCUGCUCUUCGCAGACCAGUUGAGCUAUGAGGUGAGCUAUGCAGUGGAGAAGUUCUUUCAGAAAUUGAGUUCAUGCUCUCGGAGCAGCUAUAGGCUGGUGAUCAUCUGCAGCGCAGAAAGAGAGCACGCCUACAUUCCCUCUGCCUUCAGUCACUUCAAACGAAACAUUGUGCCUCAGGAGUCUCCUGAGAGGAUACAGAAAUACCUGUCCAGGCACUACACUGUCCCCUCACAUCAGGCCAGUGCUGCGUCUGUGUUCAAAGGUAGACACUUUAUUGGGAUGGUGUCUUCCACGAGGGCUGGAGUUGGUGAGUUAUACCUUAUUGAGUUUUGUCACUUUACAUAAUGCUAUGGUGCCUGAUAUGGGUUUUCAGUUGUAAUCGUGGUACAUAAGAAUAUAAUUUUUUUAAGUGAUUUUUUUAUCAGACAAUUAUUUGAUAUUCAGUAUUUUCAAUUGCACGUGUUGAAUUUCACGAACACUAAUGCGUUCAUACUCACAAUACUACCAUGAGUUUUCAAACAUAAAUUCUUCAAUGCCCAUACAUUUGACCUAGGUCUUUGUAGAGCUGAAUCAAAUGUUUUAUUUAUCUGCAGGAAAAUCUCUGUACAUACAAAGGUUGUAUGAUAAACUGGAGGGAACCAUGAGAAAAGGAACCACAUUCCGCAAAUGCAUUCGCUUAGUUGAGCCCAAGGUUGAUGAGCAUAUCAUUCUUCAGUCCUUGUUUGACACACCAGAGAAGAAGGAACACAAAGUCUUUCAUUUUGAUGUCACAUCCUCGGUAAGGAUACUUGGUAUUGUUAAGAUAUUGAAAAUGUUGAUGUUUUUCUGUUUCAGGUGCUUUAUAUGCUUGCUAUUUAUGUUAUUCAGGUACAGAAAGGACUCCAUGAAUUUCUGUUCAAACUGUUCUUCCUGCGUUACCUGGCCGAUUCGGAUGGGCUGAUGUGGAAAUGCAGCAACAAGGACUUGUAUGUCAUCGAGACACUACAAUCCACACAUGAACUGCCCAGAUCUGCCUCAAGAGCUGUAAGUGGCAAUCUAUUUGUAUUUUGUCAUGUCAUGUGAAACGGUUGGAUGUAUACAGUUAAAUGUCCGUACCAAACCACCAGUGGCUAGCGUGUUAACAUUUUAUUAUAACUCGAUAGUGAAGGGAAUAGAUCACCCAAAUGACGAAAUCACGUAAUAUUUUCUUUACCUUGAAUGUAGUCUAUGGGGUGAAGUCAACAACCCAAGAUUUGGCUUUGUUUACUUAGAUACUGCCACCUACGGCUAGCAUUAGCAUGGUUUUCACACAGCAGUUGUAGUAUAUCGUAAAACUAGUUAUUAUAUACUUUUUGUGUUAGACGUCCCAUUUGUGUUGUGUAGGUAGUGUUUGUCAAAAUACUUAAUAUGGCAUGUAUUUGUCUGUGUAGGAUCCGAUUGGACACUUUCCUCUCUUUGAGGUGUUUCCUAAGGUCUUCUGCCGUCCCCCAAAAGAAGUUAUGGGGUUGGAAAUGAAAAAUGGAGAUGAUCCAGAGCUGAAAAGUGAAGACCCACUCAUGGAUGACCAGUGUUUCAGGAGUGAGGCCUUUCAAAGACCAUACCAGUAUUUAACACGGUUCCACAGGGGUAAGAAUCUUGACAGCUUCACCUACCAAAGAGUUGAAGGAACUCAUGCAGAGUGUCUUCAAAUGCUCUUCAUCUACUGUGGCAUAAGUGAUCCGUCCUGGGCAGAGCUGAGGAACUUUGCCUGGUUCCUCAAUCUUCAGUUGCUAGACUGUGAGACAUCGGCCUUCUGCAACUUUCAGUUUAUUGGAGACACUCUUAGGGGAUUCAGAAACUUUGUGGUUGACUUCAUGAUCUUGAUGGCCAAGGACUUUGCCACUCCAUCUCUCUGCAUCACUGACCAGAGCCAUGAGAGGCAGCAGAUGGACCUCAAUGGACUCAACGAAAGGGAUCUAGCCCCGUUCCUCAUCCGAAAGAGAUGGGAGUCAGAACCGCAUCCAUAUAUCUUCUUCAAUGAUGACCAUGCAUCCAUGACCUUCAUUGGAUUUCACCUACGGGAGAACAAGCAGAAUGGGGUUGAUGCCAUAAAUCCAUCAACAAAUGUGGUGAUCAAGAGAAACAUUAUGACCAGAAAUCUGUACAAUGGCCUCAGACUUCAAAGAGUUCCAUUUAACAUUGACUUUGACAAACUUUCUCGAGCAGAUAAGAUUGAGCGUCUAUGUAGUGUGCUGGGGAUCAAGUGGCCAACAGACCCUGAUGAAACAUAUGAACUCACCACCGACAACAUACUGAAGAUGAUGGCAAUUCACAUGAGGUUCAGGUGUGGCAUUCCAGUCAUCAUAAUGGGGGAGACUGGCUGUGGGAAGACGCGACUCAUCAAGUUCCUGUGUGAGUUGAGAAGGAGUGGAGCACCCACCGAGAACAUGAAACUGGUCAAAGUUCACGGAGGAACUACGUCUGACAUGAUCUGCACCAAAGUGCACGAGGCAGAGGCUGUUGCGGUUGCCAAUAAGGAGAAACAUGGUUUUGAUUCUGUUCUUUUCUUUGAUGAAGCUAAUACCACGGAAGCUAUAAGCAGCAUUAAGGAGAUCCUGUGUGACAACACUGUGCAAGGACAACAACUUGGCUCCCAAACUGGACUGCAGAUCAUUGCUGCAUGCAACCCUUACAGGAAACACACAGAUGAGAUGAUCAAGAGGCUGGAGAAAGCUGGUUUGGGUUACAGGGUCCGAGCUGAAGAGACUGAAGAAAGACUUGGAUUAAUCCCUCUUCGGCAGCUGGUGUAUAGGGUCCAAGUGUUGCCUCCAAGCAUGAUCCCUCUGGUGUGGGACUUUGGGCAACUCAAUGACCACACAGAGAAAAUGUACAUCCAGCAGAUUGUGCAGAGAGUUGUGGAAAAAAUUUCAAUAAACCGAGUAUCCAUUAAGAUGAUCACUGAUGUAUUGUCGUCAUCGCAGAGAUUUAUGCGACAGAGGAAAGACGAAUGCAGCUUUGUCAGUCUCAGGGAUGUGGAGCGCUGCAUGCAAGUGUUUGUGUGGUUCUACAAGAACCACUCAAUGUUUUCUGAAGAGUUAAGGGCAUUCCUCCAGAAACAACCCCGGGAGGAGAGGAACAGGCGUGACCAGGUACGCACACCUGCUAGUGAUCCAGUUGAUUGGUCGCUGUUGAUGGCUGUUGGUGUGUGUUAUCAAGCCUGUUUAGAGACAAAAGGUGAGUACCAGAAAGAAAUCUGCAAAUUCCUUCCCCAUGUCAUCCCCCCAAAAAUGAAGCAGGAAAUCUCACUCAUGCAGGAUCUCCUCCUAAGUGGGGUCCCAAUGGGAGAGACAAUAGCAAGAAACAAGGCUUUGAAAGAGAAUGUCUUCAUGAUGGUGAUCUGCAUUGAGCUACGAAUCCCCCUGUUUUUGGUUGGCAAGCCUGGGAGCUCCAAGUCUCUGUCCAAAACUUUGGUUGCAGAUGCCAUGCAGGGCCAAGCUGCACAUUCUGAGCUGUACAAAAGACUGAAACAGAUUCAUCUGGUGUCCUUUCAGUGCAGCCCUCACUCCACGCCAGAGGGAAUCAUCAACACAUUCAAGCAAUGUGCCCGUUUCCAAGAGAGCAAGAAUUUGGAGGAGUACAUCUCUGUUGUUGUGCUAGAUGAGAUCGGAUUAGCAGAAGACUCCCCCAAAAUGCCUCUGAAAACACUGCACCCCUUACUGGAGGAAGGCUGCAUUGAUGACAAGCCACUGCCCCAUCAGAGGGUUGGAUUCAUUGGUAUCUCCAAUUGGGCCUUGGACCCUGCCAAGAUGAACAGAGGCCUCUUUGUGUCCCAUGGUGACCCAGACCAGAAUGAGCUAUUCGAAAGUGCGAAAGGCAUAUGCUCAUCUGACAAGAUGAUUCUGGAGAAGGUUAAGCACCUCUUCAAACCUUUUGCCAAAGCAUAUAUGAAGACUUGCAAGAAAGGCAAAGGGUUUUUCGGUUUACGUGAUUACUACAGUCUGGUGAAGAUGAUGUUUGCCAUCACCAAGGUCUCUAAGCAGAGCCCUGGUGUGGACCAAAUCAUUGGAGCAGUCCUGAGGAACUUCAGCGGAAGAGAUGAUGUGGAUGCGGUGUGUAUAUUUACCAAAGAGCUGUGGGGCAAAUCGAAUCAACCCGAUUUGGAUGGGAUCAGCACUAUUGAUCUGGUGAAACAAAACAUAAUUCCAUUUUGCCAAGACGAGGAGUGCCGAUACCUUCUUGUCCUCACCAAAAACUAUGCCGCCCUCCAGAUUCUCCAGCAGACAUUCUUCUCAGACCAGAGCCAUCCAGAGAUCAUCUUUGGUUCCAGCUUCCCAAAGGAUCAAGAGUACACUCAGAUCUGCAGAAAUAUCAACAGAGUGAAGAUCUGCAUGGAAACUGGCCAGACUGUUGUGCUUCUGAACCUUCAGAAUCUGUACGAAAGUCUCUAUGACGCUCUCAACCAAUACUAUGUUUCACUUGGAGGUCAGAAGUAUGUUGAUCUUGGAUUGGGAACCCAUCGUGUGAAGUGCAGAGUUCACAAAAACUUCAGGCUUAUUGUCAUUGAAGAGAAGGAGGUGGUCUACACACAGUUCCCAAUUCCCUUGAUAAACAGGCUGGAGAAGCACUACCUGGACAUCAACACUGUUCUUAAGAAUGACCAGAAGGAGAUUGUCAAACAACUACAGGAAUGGGUCAAAGUGUUUGUCUCCUUGAAAAGCCAGCAAUCCAAGACAAACAGAUAUCUGCCAACGGAUGUCUUCAUUGGCUACCACUCAGACACAUGCUCCUCUGUAGUCCUUCAAGUUACAGAGAAGAUGAAAGAUGAAUCUGACAUUUCUGACCCUCAAAGGAGAGUCCUGGAUGAAGCCAAGUUCAUCAUGCUGAACUGUGCAACUCCAGAUUCUGUCAUUCGGCUGGAUGGGACCAAAUUGUCUGAUGUUGAGACAGAGAAACUGACACAAAUAUAUUUUGAAGAGCAGGAGCACAGAUCCCUGGCUGACUUCAUUGCCUCUCACACACGGCCGGAGGAAUGGUGCCAUGCCCACUUUACAGAGGUAAUUCACUUGACUAUUUUAUCUAUGAAGAAUAUGGAUUGCAUUGAAUGCAUCUUGUAUUUUUCUCACAUAUUUUUUGGCUCUUUGUGAAGGUCACUACGUUUUCCCGGCAAUUAACAGCAGGAGAUAUCGAACAGCUCCAGAACAUCACAGAGCUUUGCAACAUCAAGCUGCUCUCACUGCAGCAGUUUGACACAGAGCACUCAUUCCUCAAAGAAAUCAGGUCUGCUUCAAAAUCUGAAGUUUAGCAUAUUUUUUUACAUUGGUAUUUGUGUUACUGUGUAGAUCAUUCUUCAGAAAGAUAUUAGAAAAUAACUUUGUUCCCUCUCUAGGCAAUUUCUUGACUCUACAUCUGCCGACAAAGUCCUCAUCAUCCAAACCGACUAUGAUGAGGCUUCCCAGAGCAUGAACAUUCUUGCAUCUGCCAAGUGAGUUGUUUCUUUUUGGAUUUGUCAUCACAUCUAUCGGAUAUUAACUAAUCGAAUAGAUUUGCAAGAUCUGAUUAUAUAUAUAGUGUAGUUAUUUUGUGUCCCUUUUUCAUUUACAUUUUUAUUUUUUAUCUCUUCAGGUAUUCGUCCAUAAAUGAAAUAAACAAACCAAAAGCUAAUGGUGGCAAUGGAAGGGUGUUUGUGUACUUCGUUACCAAACUGCCUCGAAUUGAAGGUGGAACCUCCUAUGUUGGAUUUCAUGGAGGUGAGAUUUUAAUUUUGUAUAACAUGCUGGUAUGAUAAUAUGACCUAGCAGUCCACAGAGAAAAUGUUAUCCAUUCUGCAUUUCUUUCAAUGUUAAAGAGCAAGUCCAUCCACUUUGUUUUUUCAAAGGACCCUGGAAAUCAGUUCACAUUGACGACCUUAGAAGAUCCAAAGAGUUUGUAUCAGAUGUCCAGUCCUUGAGAAACCUGCCCAUCAGCCAGCUUUUUGAGGACAUGAAGGAGCCGUGUGAGGGUAAAUUAACUUGAAUUGCUAUUACAAUCAUUAGCACAAAUGCCAUAGUUAAUAACAAUUAUUUUCAGUUAGAAAUAACUGAAAAUAAUUGUUUGAUAGUAACAGUUUUCAUAUAGCUUUCUUUUUUGUUUAAGCAAUGCAAACAGAUACAGAUACAGACUUCGAACCACCUGCGCCAGAGCACACUGUAAGUGUAAUUGCGGUGUUUGAUGUUGCAAUCAAAAACAUGGAUGUACUAAAUGUUGUAUAAGUUUGUAUCAAGUUUGUAGGUAUGGGUGUGUGUUAUUAAUCUGAGCAUGUUGUUGUUAUAGGCUGAGUUUGAUGUCACAGAUCUGGUGCGAAGCUGUGUGCAGAGUGCAGUAAGCAUGCUCAGAGAUCAGGAGGACAGUGGCGCUCUCAGCACCAGGAGGGUGGAGAUCCUGCUAACACUUUUGGAAGAUAGUGAGGACCUGAAAGGUUAGGAACGAACCCACAGUAUUCCAGUGUUUUACUGUAGCUCCAAGACCCAAGCACCGUUUCAAUGGUUAAAGACCAGACCUAGAACCCUUUCCGAGACCAUUUUAUUACAAAGGGGUUCAUGAGGGGUUCUAGAUCUAUGUGUUGAAUUUUGUUUAGACAUUUUUGGUCCGAGACAGACUUAUGUCAGGUCGUGACGGCAAGCCAAUAAUAUAGCUAAAGUUAAUUGGCUUUUACAUGUAUUUAUAUAUUUGAUCUCUGCCCUAAAGCUGUGUUCCUGAAAACCCUGAGGAGCCGCCUUCACUCUCUACUGGAGAACCACGAGAGAAACAUCCCCUUCCCCAAGAACUGGGUGUUAACGGAGGCAUCCAACAUCAAUGCUCUUCAAGAGGGGGGAACUUUCACGUAUGUUAAUCAAUGAUACUGCACUAUUAACUUAGCUCACAUAAAAUCCAUCAUUUCAUUCAUGUUCAAAUGGUCAUUUGUUCUCGUCAUCGUUCAGGAGUAUAGUCUGUUCAAAUACUGUACGUGUUCCACAGACAAACUCUGUGGAAGAAAAUCCAAGCAGUGGUCACACCCCUCUUGGCCCAGUUGGUCUCAGUUAUCGACAGGGACUGUAAUCUGGACCUCCUGCUAGAUGUCAACUGUGGGGAGGAAGUCAAGAAACUGUGGCUGGAGUUAUUCGGCAGCAACGAGAUGCUUGAUAUUCCUUUUGUCAAAGUGGAUCCCAAGUAGGUGGUUUUGCUCAUGUGCGAUGUAGCAAGGGUAUUUCUAUGUUACCAUCGAGGUCCAACAAACUAUUUGUCUAAUUCCUACAGUUCUGAGUCUAAGACCAUUCUGGUACAGAGCCAUAUCACAGCUGAGAGGACCAUGCGCUCCAGGAUGCCCUUCAGCUGGAGGAUCAGGGAUAUCCUGGAUGAACUAAUGAUGCAAACUCAGCAGCGCGAAAGUAAAUAAUCAAAAGCCUUAUUUUUUUUUCUAAAAGAUACAUUUAGAUUGUUCUAAAAUGCAGUUAUCAAAACUUAACAAGGGAGACUCAAAUGAUAAGUGUAUCUUAAAGCUCUUCAUUUGCUGUAGUAUAUGUGUUAAAAAUGAUCUUAAACAUUAUAAAGGUUUUUACUAUGUUGUUUGUGUGUUUCUUAACUCCCAAAUGGACUUCUAAUCACUUACAGUAUGUUUAGUUGCAGAACUUGCAUAAACUUCACAAAAAUUUUCUCUGAAGGACACAGUCCUAGGCAGUUCGAGGAAUUCUUUCCGAAAAUCCCCCUUGGGCAGUACAUGGCUACAAUGGAUGAAAAAAUGCAGAGGGAAUUCUUUCAAAGGUACCUGCAGGAUUUCAUUGCUAUGAUGGUGAAAGUGGCUUCAGAGGGGGAGUUAAAGGUAUGUUAUUGCACAGUUCUUCAACAUGUUCAUACAAAUAGUAAAACAGGCAAAGCGCUAAUGCUGCGUUUAGACGAGGGACGCAAAAAAACCUAUUACUAGUCGGCAUUGCGGGACAAGAAAGCAAAUAAGAGGGUGACGGCAAAAACAAGCCAGCACGACCGUAUGCAUUGCUAUGGCAAUUUCAGUAAACAAACAGUGCAUAUCAACAUCCGGUAGAAAACAACGCUACGGCAGGUGGCUGACGGCAUUCACCGCAGUGUCAAUGGCAUUUACCACCGUGCUCUCAUUGAAAACAUCUGGUUUUCCUUCUACCAUCUACCUCCUACCAUUUAAACACAGCAUUAGCCUCCAUUUAGGAAUGGGUCAUUCAUAUUUACAGUCAGAUUUGAUAUAAUAUGCCUACACAUCAAUUAGGUGAUCCUAAUGAAUAUGUAACUCUCUUCUCAGCUCCUGUGUGACGCCCUGAACAGCUGUGUGAAUGAGCUCCAGAGACGACGAAAAGCUCCAAGUGAAGAUAUUCCAUCCCUACCCCUGAUCCACUCGGCCUACCAGAUGUACCGCACCCGCCUUCAGAACCUGUCCAGGAUGAUGUCCCUGCAGCCACAGGUGGCCCUUCACUUGCAGCGAAACCCACAAGUGAAAGAUAGCCAAGUGAUGGUAGGUUGAGAUAUUUUCCACACACUGCUACAUUUAGUUAUGCGAAAUCAGUGUUUAGGUGCAAAAUGUUUGCGUUCUAUGAGUGCAUGAUAGUAGUUGAACUUUAGGAUUGGUGCAUAAUGUGUUGAAAGGAGGCUUCCUACAUGCUGUUAGUAAAUGUCAUAUUAUGAAAUGGUUCAUUCUGGCCAAGAAAUCUGAUUGGUCAAAAAGUGUGUUCCAUCCGUGAUGUUGUUAUUGAGCACUUUAUCACUUUGUGAUCAGUCCGCCUGUGGCUUGUUCCUAGUGACUGACCGCAUCAUGUUGUGCCAGACCUGAUCUUGUAUUAUUGCUUUUAGUAACCAUUUCUCUGCCUCACUCUACCAACAGGUUCUGGAUGUGUACGCAGCAGUUGCCUGUGUUGAGCAGCUGGAGCCUCCUGCGUUGGACUCUAAUGCCCAGUGCCAAGACUGGCUGAAGCAGGUGAAAAGACUGCAGGGGUCUAUGGAGCUGGUCUGCUCCCAGGGAAGCCUGAGGCAGUGUGGAGAGAGGAGCUGGGAAAUGUUUAACUACAUCCGGUGAGAGAAAUAGCCAUUUGAAAGACUAGAGAGAUUAGACUUUUUGAAAAUAGAUAUUUAAUAUAUUUUAUUAUAUUAUGAUAUUUUUGUAUGAUAUUUUUGAAAGUAGACAAAGUAUACUUUUUAUUUUAUUUUACAAUUCUAAAGGAAAAACAUUUUCGAUGCAAUAACAGAAGAACACAUGAUAUUCAAAAAGCAAGAACAAACAAAAAGCGAGAACCGUAGCAGUUACCUUAGUUACAGCCUUCAGAACGUAUUCACACCCCUUGAUAUUCUGUUGUGUUACAGCCUGAAUUAAAAAUUGAUUAAAUUGAGAUUUUGUGUCACUGUCCUACACACAAUACCCCAUAAUGUCAAAGUGGAAUUAUGUUUUUAGAAAUGUUUACAAAUUAAUUAAAAAUGAAAAGCUGAAAUGUCUUGAGCCAAUAACUAUUCAACCCCUUUAUGGUAAGCCUACAUAAGUUCAGGAAUAAUUAUUAGUCACAUUAUAAGUUGCAUGGACUCAUUCUGUGUGCAAUAAUAGUGUUUUAACAUGAUUUUUGAAUGACUACCUGAUCUCUGUACCCCACACAUACAAUGAUCUGUAAGGUCCCUCAGUCGAGCAGUGAAUAUCAAACACAGAUUCAACCACAAAGAUCAGGGAGGUUUACCAAUGCCUUGCGAAGAAGAGUAGCUAUUGGUAGAUGGGUAAAAAAUAAAAGCUGACAUUGAAUAUCCCUUUGAGCAUGGUGAAGUUAUUAAUUACACUGGGUGGUGUAUCAAUACACCCAGUCACUACAAAGAUACAGGCGUCCUUCCUAACUCAGUUGCCGGAGAGGAUGGAAACCGCUCAGGGAUUUCACCAUGAGGCCAAUGGUGACUUUAAAACAUUUACAGAGUUUAAUGGCUUUGAUAGGAGAAAACUGAUGAUGGAUCAACAACAUUGUAGUUACUCCACAAUACUAACCUAAAUGACAGAGUGAAAAGAAGGAAGCCUGUACAAAAUACUAAUAUUCUAAAACAUGCAUCCUGUUUGCAAUAAGGCACUAAAGCAAAACUGCAAAAAAAUUGGCUAGAAAAUUGACUUUAUGUCCUGAAUACAAAGCGUUAUGUUUGGGGCAAAUCCAACACAGCACAUCACUGAGUAGCACUCUUCAUAUUUUCAAGCAUGGUGGUGGCUGCAUCAUGUUAUGGGUAUGCUUGUCAUCAGCAAGGACUAGGGAGUUUUUUAGGAUAAAAAGAAAAACGGAAUAGAGAUAAGCACAGGCAGAAUCCUAGAGGAAAACCUGAUUCAGUCUGCUUUCCAACAGACACUGGGAGAUGAAUUCACCUUUCAGCAGGACAAUAACCUAAAACACAAGGCCAAAUUGCUUACUAAGUUGCUUACUAAGAAGACAGUGAAUGUUCAUGAAUGGCCAAGUUACAGUUUGGACUUAAAUCGGCUUGAAAAUCUACAGCAAGACUUGAAAAUGGCAGUGUAGCAAUGAUCAACAACCAACUUGACAGAGCUUAAAGAAUUUUUAAAAAAAAAAGCAGUUCGAGGAAUUCUUAUGUGCAAAUAUUGUACAAUCCAGGUGUGCAAAGCUCUUAGAGACUUACUCAGAAUGACUCACAGCUGAUAUCGCUGCCAAAGGUGAUUUUAACAUGUAUGGACUCAGGGGUGUGAAUACAUAUGUAAAUUAAAUAUUUAUAUAUUUCAUUUUCAAUAUAUAUAUCUUUUUUUGUCAUUAUGGGGUAUUGUGUGUAGAUGGGUAAAAAUAUAUAUAUUUAAUCAAUUUUGAAUUCAGGUUGUAACAUAACUACAUGUGGAAUAAGUCAAGGGGUAUGAAUACUUUCUGAAGGCACUGUAUCUUAAUACCUGUAUUCAAUUGUGAGUCUGCCCGAUUGGUUGCGUCUUUGACCUUUCUUUUUGAAGUAUAUAUUUCAGGUUUUCUGUAUGAUAAACUUUUAUUACAAUGUAAUUGUACUUGUCCCAGAUAUGUCUAAUUCCCCCAGAAUGAAUAACGUCCUUGUUUCUGUUUCUAGUAAUAAUUGGAACCACAUCUGCAUCCUCUCUCUGUUUGUGGAACACAUGCUACUAGGCUUUGAGUUUGAGGAGAGGGAGCUCAAGCCUCUGGUCCUUGACCACACUCGUACCUUAGGCAAAGUACGUUUAUCUUGUAUAUUUUGUUUUGUCUAACUUAGCAUGCUACUGAACGAUAUUCCAUGUUCCCAUUUGUACUCUUUACGUUUUUGCUCAUGCAUGGUUUAUUUUCAUCCCAUAUUUUACCAUCCUUCAGACUUCAUUUGCCCUAUGUGAUCUUGAGCUUUGUAAACAGUUCUUGAACUAUCCAAAUGUAAUUUUUGGACAGUCACUAAACAUUGUGCUUAUUUAACCUGUGGGCUAAAUCAGGCUCAAACAGAAUGUUUCUUGGUAGUCUUAAACAAAUCUACUGGUUAUGGGCUCACAAAAAGAAGACACCUGUACCAUGUCAUAUAUAGAGUUGAAAUGUAUUCAAUUUUGAGUUUGCAUCCCAAUAUUACACUUUAUAUACAUCACAGAAGACAAAAUUAUAACAAAACUGUUUGACAUAGAAACACCGGAUUUCCGGCGAUUUCAAAAACAUGUUUAUGAAUAAUGAAAUUAUGAAAAAUAUUAAUAACAUUCCACCCAUGAGGCCAGUAGGUCAUUUGACUGCAGGAAAGAGCUACUUCAUUUAUUGGACUGCUAAUUGUAUCUUGUAUGACAGAUUCUGGCAAAACAUUCAGACGUAAAAUCUGAGGAACCCUUUGCAGCCGUCAUUAAAAUACUGAAGGCAUGCAAGAAAGGAGCAAGUGAUCUGAUUUGCAAGUAAGGUCCAUUUGGUUUCUUUACUUUGUGCUAAAUGGUAUUCAUAUAAUUUGUCUAUGUUAUUUGCUGUCGCUGAUAAGCUUGCCUUUACGGAAAAUACACAUGAAUUUCACGUGUUCCAAAAACACUUUCAUGUGAUCACGUGAAAUUUCACAUGUGAAAUCAUAAGAGAUAUACAGAAUUGUUUGUUAUUACCAUAUGAUGUUUCCCUUAGGUUUGGUCUCCAGUGCCCUGUGUGUAUGGGGGAACCCGAGGACCCUGUGGACCUGCCCUGUCACCAUAUUUUCUGUCUGACCUGUGUCAGAGGACGUGUCAAUGUGGGCCAGAUGUACUGCCCCAUGUGCAAACAGGAACUCCCAGAUGACUUUGAGGUGAAAGUGUCUGAAGACAUACGGUGGGUGUGUUUUACAGUUUUGACCAUGGAUACUGGGACUGUACUUUCUCAGUGAGUGUCUAAUCUGUCUCCUAUGGUUUUGCAGAGCUUGCAUCACCCUAAACGCCCAGUUCAGACGGAGUUGCAAUGCGUUUUUCAUAAACCUCGUCACUACUGUGUGCUUCAAGGACAACAUCCCCCCAUCAAAGGGUGUCAUCCUUCACUUGUUGUCCUUCCUUAUGGUCGAGACAGACCCGAUUCCACUUAUCAGAGGUACCCCACCCCCCCCCACACACACACAUAUAUAUAUAUAUACACACACACACACACAAUUGACAGAUUGGAUGGAAGAUUGGGGCUCAAUAAGUGUUUGUAGAUGUGCUCUAUUUGUAUUGUCUUUGUACCAGCACAAAGUCAGAUACACACCAAAGAUUUCUCACCAUUCGAUGAGUCUCUGGACAAAAAUCCUGUGGUGAGAUCAGUGAUACUCAAACUCCUGCUCAAGUACAGGUGAGUGAACCAGAAAAGCUGCUAAUGUCGUUGUAAUGUUGCUGUAACCAGUAACGCAAUUCAAGGUUUCAGAUUAGGUAUGGUGUCAAAACAUUUUCCUGAAUUUAACUAAUUCAUGUUUUGUUUUUUAGCUUUGAUGAAGUCAAGGAAUAUCUGCAGCAGCAUUUGACAUCGAUAGAAGAGAGCAACAUUGUUGAGGCAGAAGAUAAAAAUGAACUCUAUGCGUUGUACAUUAACUGCCUUGAGGUAUGAUCUGAUUGGGUGUCAAUGCAGGCAGGCAAGACUGUUGUCCAAUCAGAAUAACAACAUAGAGCACGACUGCAGUAUGAUUACAUGACUAUUAUACAACUUUCUUUCGCAGGACUCAUUGUUGGACAGAAUGCCACAAGAAUACACCUGCCUUAAGGAAGAGACUGAGUUCUUGCAUCACUUCCUGGACUCUGUCACUGACUCGGCUGAGACGGUCACAAUAGAGUACCUGCAGCAGAUCGCUAGGGUCCGCCUGUGCCUGGGCAUGGCUGCACACCUUCUCCAUAGCAUGCUGUUUGGUGAGAAAAUGUAUUAAAAAGUUCUGCUCCAUGUUGGUUCAAAAUUGGGCUUAUUGGUAUAAAGGAAUUCUAAAAGAUAAUUGAAACCACUGCGCUCAGAACUGAUUCGAUUACCAAAAAUACACACAAAAAACUGACUUUAAAAUUAUUUUUAAAUGUAUUAAUUUAGAGGCAACAAGAGCAACAACAAACAUUUUGGCUGUUAGGCCAUCACAAAUGUGUGUCAUGGGGAAUGUAGAAAAGACUUGUAAUAAGUUUGAAUGGCUGAUCCAAGACAUGUCCUGAAAGAACUGUCUGGUUUUUCACAUUGUGCACAGGAGCAUGUGAAAGUCCUCAGGAAGUAGUUGAGGAGUUUCUUCGUGCUGUUAUGAACCUGUGUGAGAGGAGUGUGAACGACUGGUACCGGGUCUACAUGAUCCGCAACAUCAGCAGACAGCAGGGUGUAGAGUGUGUCCAGAAGAUGCUGAAGGAAGCCGAGUACAGGUGGCUUUUCCCUGAAGAGAUACAUCAACAGGUACAUAGUAACAUACGGUUUUCUUGAAUGUUUUAUGAACCUCAUUUUUAACUGUUGAAAAAGCCUGUAUUUAUUUUCCUUUAAUUAAAGUACUUGUCAAGGACUGUAUUAAAGUCAAAUGAAAGACUACAUAUACAGUGCAUUCGGAAAGUAUUCAGACCCCUUGACUUUCUCCACAUUUUGUUACAUUACAUCCUUAUUCUUAAAUAUAAUAAAUUACAUUAGUUCCUCUUCAAUCUACACAUAAUACCCCAUAAUGACAAUGUGAAAACAGGUUUUUAGAAAUGUUUGCAAAUGUAUAAAAUAAAAAAAGCAGAAAUACCUUAUUUACAUAAGUAUUCAGACCCUUUGCUAUGAGACUCGAAAUUGAGCUCAGGUGCAUCCUGUUUCCAUUAAUCAUCCUUGAGAUGUUACUACAACUUGAUUGGAGUCCACCUGUGGUAAAUUCAAUUGAUUGGACAUGAUUUGGAAAGGCACACACCUGUUUAUAUAAGGACCCACAGUUGACAGUGCAUGUUAGAGCAAAAACCAAGCCAUGAGGUCGAAGGAAUUGUCCGUAGAGCUCUGAGAUAGGAUUGUGUCGAGGCACAGAUCGGGGGAAGGGUACCAAAAAAUUUCUGCAGCAUUGAAGGUCCCCAAGAACACAGUGGCCUCCAACAUUCUUAAAUGGAAGAAGUUUGGAACCACCAAGACUCUUCUAGAGCUGGCCGCCCGGCCAAACUGAGCAAUCGGGAGAGUAGGGACUUGGUCAGGGAGGUGAGUAAGAACCCGAUGAUCCCUCUGACAGAGCUCCAGAGAUCCUCUGUGGAGAUGGGAGAAACUUCCAGAAAGACAACCAUCUCUGCAGCACUCCACCAAUCAGGCCUUUAUGGUAGAGUGGCCAGACGGAAGCCACUCCUCAGUAAAAGGCACAUGACAGCCCGCUUGGAGUUUGCCAAAAGGCACCUAAAGGACUCUCAGAACAAGAGAAACAGGAUUCUCUGGUCUGAUGAAACCAAGAUUGAAUGCUUUGGCCUGAAUGCCAAGCGUCACAUCUGGAGGAAACCUGGCACCAUCCAUACUGUGAAGUAUGGUGGGGGCAGCAUCAUGCUGUGGGGAUGUUUUUCAGUGGCAGGGACUGGGAGACUAGUCAGGAUUGAGGGAAAGAUGAACGGAGAGAUCCUUGAUGAAAAACUGCUCCAGAUUGCUCAGGACCUCAGACUGGGGUGAAGGUUCACCUUCCAAUAGGACAACGACCCUAAGCACACAGCCAAGACAAUACAGGAGUGGUUUUGGGACAAGUCUCUGAAUGUCCUUGAGUGGCCCAGAGCCCGGACUUGAACCUGAUCGAACAACUCUGGAGAGAACUGAAAAUAGCUGUUCAGCGACGCUCCCCAUUCAACCUGACAAAGCUUGAGAGGAUCUGCAGAGAAGAAUGGGAGAAUCUCCCCAAAUACAGGUGUGCCAAGCUUGUAGGGUCAUACCCAAGAAGACUCAAGGCUGUAAUCGCUGCCAAAGGUGCUUACAUUUACAUUUACAUUUUAGUCAUUUAGCAGACGCUCUUAACCAGAGCGACUUACAGGAGCAAUUAGGGUUAAGUGCCUUGCUCAAGGGCACAUUAACGUCAUUUAGCAGACGCUCUUAGCCAGAGCGACUCACAAAUUGGUGCGUUCACCCUAUAGCCAGUGGGAUAACCACUUUACAAUUUGGGGGGGGGGGGGGGGGGGGGGGGGUUAGAAGGAAUACUUUAGCCUAUCCCAGGUAUUCCUUAAAGAGGUGGGGUUUCAAAUGUCUCCGGAAGGUGGUGAGUGACUCCGCUGUCCUGGCGUCGUGAGGGAGCUUGUUCCACCAUUGGGGUGCCAGAGCAGCGAACAGUUUUGACUGGGCUGAGGGGGAGCUGUGCUUCCGCAGAGGAAGGGGAGCCAGCAGGCCAGAGGUGGAUGAACGCAAUGUCCUCGUUUGGGUGUAGGGACUGAUCAGAGCCUGAAGGUACAGGGGUGCCGUUCCCCUCACUGCUCCAAAGGCAAGCACCAUGGUCUUGUAGCGGAUGCGAGCUUCAAUUGGAAGCCAGUGGAGUGUGCGGAGGAGGGGGGUGACGUGAGAGAACUUGGGAAGGUUGAACACCAGACGGGCUGCGGCAUUCUGGAUGAGUUGUAGGGGUUUAAUGGCACAGGCAGGGAGCCCAGCCAACAGCGAGUUGCAGUAGUCCAGACGGGAGAUGACAAGUGCCUGGACCAGGACCUGCGCCGCUUCCUGUGUAAGGCAGGGUCGCACUCUCCGAAUGUUGUAGAGCAUGAACCUGCAGGAGCGGGUCACCGCCUUGAUGUUGGCGGAGAACGACAGGGUGUUGUCCAGGGUCACGCCUAGGCUCUUCGCACUCUGGGAGGAGGACACAGCGGAGUUGUCUACCGUGAUGGCGAGAUCAUGGAACGGGCAGUCCUUCCCGGGGAGGAAGAGCAGCUCCGUCUUGCCAGGGUUCAGCUUGAGGUGGUGAUCCGUCAUCCAUACUGAUAUGUCUGCCAGACAUGCAGAGAUGCGAUUCGCCACCUGGUGAUCAGAAGGGGGAAAGGAGAAGAUUAGUUGUGUAUCGUCAGCGUAGCAAUGAUAGGAAAGGCCAUGUGAGGAUAUGACAGAGCCAAGUGACUUGGUGUAUAGGGAGAAAAGGAGAGGGCCCAAAACCGAUCCCUGGGGGACACCAGUGGUGAGAGCACGUGGUGCGGAGACAGCUUCCCGCCACGCCACUUGGUAGGAGCGACCGGUCAGGUAGGACGCAAUCCAGGAGUGAGCCGCGCCGGAGAUGCCCAUUUCGGAGAGGGUGGAGAGGAGGAUCUGAUGGUUCACAGUAUCAAAGGCAGCAGACAGAUCUAGAAGGACAAGAGCAGAGGAGAGAGAGUUAGCUUUAGCAGUGCGGAGAGUCUCUGUGACACAGAGAAGAGCAGUCUCAGUUGAAUGACCAGUCCUGAAACCUGAUUGGUUUGGAUCAAGAAGGUCAUUCUGAGAGAGAUAGCAAGAGAGUUGGCUAAAGACGGCACGCUCAAUAGUUUUGGAAAGAAAAGAAAGAAGGGAUACUGGUCUGUAGUUGUUGACAUCAGUGGGGUCGAGUGUUGUUUUUUUGAGAAGGGGAGUAACUCUCGCUCUCUUGAAGACGGAAGGGACAUGGCCAGCGGUCAAGGAUGAGUUGAUCAGCGAGGUGAGGUAGGGGAGAAGGUCACCGGAGAUGGUCUGGAGAAGGGAGGAGGGGAUGGGGUCAAGCGGGCAGGUUGUUGGGCGGCCUGCAGUCACAAGUCGCAGGAUCUUAUCUGGAGAGAGAGGGGAGAAAGAAGUCAAAGCAUAGGGUAGGGCAGUGUGAGCAGGACCAGCAGUGUCAUUAGGCUUAACAAACAAGGAUCGGAUGUCGUCAACCUUCUUUUCAAAGUGGUUGACGAAGUCAUCCACAGAGAGAGAGGAGGGGGGGAGGGGGGGGGGAGGAUUCAGGAGGGAGGAAAAUGUGGCAAAGAGCUUCCUAGGGUUAGAGGCAGAUGCUUGGAAUUUAGAGUGGUAGAAGGUGGCCUUAGCAGCAGAAACAGAUGAAGAAAAUGUAGAGAGGAGGGAGUGAAAAGAUGCCAGGUCGGCAGGGAAUUUAGUUUUCUUCAACAAAGUACUGAGUAAAGGGUCUGAAUACUUAUGUAAAUGUGAUAUUUAUUUUUUUUAUUUUUUAUUUUAUAAAUUUGCUAAAAUGUCUAAAAACCUGUUUUUGCUUUGUCAUUAUGGGGUAUUGUGUGUAGAUUGAUGAGGGAAAAAAUUAUUUAAUCCAUUUUAGAAUAAGGCUGUAACAUAUCAAAAUGUGGAAAAAGUAAAGAGGUCUGAAUACUUUCCGAAUGCACUGUAUAUCAUAUGAUCUCUCUGUAAAUGAACUCUUGCAACGAAGAACCAUAUAUGUGACUGGUUAAAGGAUCUGGGGCAUUUGAUACUACUUCAUUCUUCACAGUAGGACCCAGCGUCUGGCUGCGAUAAUGGUGGAGUUGACCAUGCUGAUGAUUGGCCAUGCGUUUACAUGUGAAUUCUAAAAGAGAUGGGUGGGGCUAAGGCUUAAGAGGGUGUGAACGAUGCUGAAUGGGCGUAAACAAAGAAGAGAUCUCUCGGAAGUGAAAAUAGCAUCAACAUUUUUCAAAGGGCAUUUUGUCCUACUUGUCUCCUAAGUGGGAUAACAAGUUUAAUCAACUUUCAAAGCAGCAUAACUUUCCAAUGUUUCCUCCAACUGCAUUGUAUGAUAUACCAUUUUGAAGCUCUAACAUUUGACAUAAGCCCCCACAGAGAAAUCUGGUCACAUAUAUGUGCAUUUUGAAAAAUGCAGAUAUUGUCAAAUAUUUGUUUUAGUUUUUUACGUGUAUACCAUUGUGUAAUUAUUGAAAGAUCAAGUCAUCACACUGUCUGUUAAUUGUACUUGACCGUUUUUGAUUUCAUACUUAUUUUCCAUACUUUUUUAUAAUGAUUCAUGAAGUCGAUCAUAAAAAUAUAAAUAAAACACAUACUGUAUAUGGUUGUUCGUAUGUGGGAUUAUGUGCAGAAUGAAGAUGGUGGGCAGAUGGACCAGUAUCUGGUCUAUGGAGAGCAAUACCAGGCUGUACGGGAGGCUGUUGCCAAAGCAGUAUUAGAGGGCAGUGUGGAGGACAUAGAGAAGAUGUGUGAGGUAUUAGUGCAAUUCCACUCAGCACUCAACCACUGUCUCGCGCAUUACUAUUAUUAACCGGUUUAAAAGCAUUUCUAAUUAUCUGAGGUAAUGGAUCAUUGAUAAGAGGAUAAUCCUCCGCUCUGUGUCUUUGUCUUGUUUAUAGAGAUGUACUGCACCUCCAAGGAGGCGGACAUUGUAUGUCCUGCUGGCUCUUUUCAGAGAAGUCACCAGUCUGUACCGAGCAGCCAACACAAGCCUCCACCCCACAUCUAUGGUAGGACACCUCUAUGGUAGGACACCCCUAGGGUAGGACACCUCUAUAGUAGGACACCUCUAUGGUAGGACACCCCUAGGGUAGGACACCUCUAUGGUAGGACACCUCUAUGGUAGGACACCUCUAGGGUAGGACACCCCUAGGGUAGGACACCUCUAUGGUAGGACACCCCUAGGGUAGGACACCUCUAUGGUAGGACACCUCUAGGGUAGGACACCUCUAUGGUAGGACACCUCUAGGGUAGGACACCUCUAUGGUAGAACACCUCUAUGGUAGGACACCUCUAUGGUAGGACACCUCUAGGGUAGGACACCCCUAGGGUAGGACACCUCUAUGGUAGGACACCUCUAGGGUAGGACACCUCUACGGUAGGACACCUCUAGGGUAGGACACCUCUAUGGUAGGACACCCCUAGGGUAGGACACCUCUAGGGUAGGACACCUCUAGGGUAGGACACCUCUAGGGUAGGACACCCCUAGGGUAGGACACCCCUAGGGUAGGACACCUCUAGGGUAGGACACCUCUAGGACUCUGUUGAUGAUGAUAGAAAUAGGUCUAGUUAAAUGUCAACGUUUGAUUUUCAUAUCAUGUUGCUAUUUUAAUUUAAACAUGACCUUUCAUAGAUUCCUGAAAAGUCCCCCCAAAUCUCAAUCAACCCAUGUUGAUUGUCCCAGAAAAUGUUAGGAUGAAAGAUCUGUUAUGUCCAACUGAACCCUCAGUCCACACACAGAGGUUAUAUUUAACCAUAAUGGUUGUCCUCCCUCAGAAACGCCAAGCACUUGAGUACUUCAUCCAGGGUUCAAGGUACCUAGAUCCCAGGCCGGUGAGGGACUUUGCCAUGGCUUUGGUGCACAACAGGAUGGGAGGACUGACUGUCCAUAAUGGCCGUACCGGUGCAGAGCACGUCCUUAUAGAGCUGGCUGUCCACUUGGCCGCUGUGCUGCUCACUGGGACAGAAGGGGUGCUUACACCUCUUCAGCAGCUUGGCCUGACUCCUAACAACAUGCUGGUAUGAUUCCAUCUCACCUCCAUCUCAUAUUGGCUGCAUUUCAAUUGUCCACCCUUCUCCCGAAGUGUGCACCUGCACAGUUCCUCGCAUGGAUUAAACAAUGGUGGAAACUCACUCUAGCCAAUGCGUACACCAAUCCAAUGCUUUUAAAUCCAAAUGCACACUUUGGCAGAAGGGUGGAGAAUUUAAACGCAGCCAUUGUUCUCAUAAACGUUUUAUUCAAUGUUGAAUAUGGGAAUUCUGUCUUUAUCGGACUUUCUAUUGCAACAGAGAGCCUUCAUACCCACAAUGCCUGAAGACAUGCUGGCUAUGGCCCAAAGGGUUUUAACACAGACUGGAGGCCUUCAAGCACUCACCUGGUAUUGUAAGUACAGUGCCCAUAGAAAUGUUAACUAUAAAAUAUGCUUUCUCUCAAUUCACCUCUGGCAUAGAUUUAGUUAACCUAUUACUGCUGAAUCAGGGGUUACACCGAUUAUUUAUUGAUAGUCUUAAACAAAUCUACUUUGAAACAAAAUUAUACACCUCACACACAUGGUUAUGGGCUUUAAAAAAAAGACACCUGUACCAUGUCAGAUAUAGAGUUGAAAUGUAUUAUAUUUUGAGUUUUUAUCCCAAUAUUACACUUUAUAUCACAGAAGACUGAAAUAUAACAAAACCGUUUGACAUAGAAACACUGGAUUUUUUCGGCAGUCUUUAAAACAAGUAUAAUUAUGAAAUUAUGAAACAUAUUCAUAAUAUUUCACCCACAAAACACUUUCUUAAGAGCUCAACUCAUCCACUACCAAUAACAUUCACCUCAGCUUUCAGGUUGCAAUAGUUGUUGUGGCUACAGCUCAUAAUGUAGAUAAUCAUCUCAUACUGAUCCCCACUAAAUUACAGCUAUUGAAAAAUUGCAGCAUAGAACACAUAUUGUAAGCAUUAUAAUAGUACAUUAUAAUGACGCAUACAUUCACAUGAUAAGUAUAUAAAACAUUAUACCUGUUGGUAAAGUGUUACCGAGGAAUUAAAUGAUGAGUUGUGAUGUAUACUGAGUAAAACAUUGCAAAACUAAACAUUCCAAUGUCUUAUUGCCAUUUGUUCUCUACAGCUUGUCCUGAUGGGCACCCUUGUGCUGUUGGUGAGGUAAGCAGAGUUCUUCAUGUAAAAUUCAAUUGACAAAUAUUCAACAACGUUUCAAGCAGACCACCAUAGUCCCUGUGCCCAAGAACACCAAGGUAACCUGCCUAAAGGACUACCGACCUGUAGCACUCACAUCUGUAGCCAUAAAGUGUUUUGAAAGGCUGGUCAUGGCUCACAUCAACACCAUCAUCCCAUCAUCCCAGAAACCCUAGACCCACUCCAACUUGCAUACCGCCCCAAUAGAUCCACAGAUGACGCAAUAUCUAUUGCACUCAACAAGGUUACCUUGUGGUCCUCUGUAGCUCAGCUGGUAGAGCACGGCGCUUGAAACGCCAGGGUAGUGGGUUCGAUCCCCGGGACCACCCAUACACAAAAAUGUAUGCAUGCAUGACUGUAAGUCACUUUGGAUAAAAGCAUCUGCUAAAUGGCAUAUUAUUAUUAUAACACUGCCCUUUCCCACCUGGACAAAAGGAACACCUACGUGAGAAUGCUGUUCAUUAACUACAGCUCAGCGUUCAACACCAUAGUGCCCUCAAAGCUCAUCACUAAGCUAAGGACCCUGGGACUAAACACCUCCCUCUGCAACUGGAUCCUGGACCUCCUGACGGUCCACCCCCAGGUGGUGAGGGUAGGCAACAACAAAUCUGCCACGCUGAUCCUCAUCACGGGGGCCCCUCAGGGGUGCGUGCUCAGUCCCCUCCUGUACUCCCUGUUCACCCAUGACUGCGUGGCCAGGCACGACUCCAACACCAUCAUUAAGUUUGCCGACGACACAACGUGGUAGGCCUGAUCACCGACAACGAUGAGACAGCCUAUAUGGAGGUGAUCAAGACAAAGGAGAUGAUUGUGGACUACAGGAAAAGGAGGGCCGAGCACGCCCCCAUUCUCAUCGACGGGGCUGUAGUGGAGCAGGUUGAAAGCUUCAAGUUCCUUGGUGUCCACAUCACCCAACAAACUAUCAUGGUCCAAACACACCAAGACAGUCGUGAAGAGGGCACAACAACGCCUAUUCACCCUCAGGAGACUUGACAUUGGUCCUCAGAUCCUCAAAAAGUUAUACAGCUGCACCAUCGAGAGCAUCCUGACUGGUUGCAUCACCGCCUGGUAUGGCAACUGCUCGGCCUCCGACCGCAAGGCACUACAGAGGUUAGUCGGUACGGACCCAGUACAUCACUGGGGCCAAGCUUCCUGCCAUCCAGGACCUCUAUACCAGGCGGUGUCAGAGGAACGCCCUAAAAAUUGGCUAAGACUCCAGCCACCCUAGUCAUAGACUGUUCUCUCUGCUACCGCACGGCAAGCGGUACCGGAGCACCAAGUCUAGGUCCAAAAGGCUUCUUAACAGCUUCUAACCCCAAGCCAUAAGACUGCUGAACAGCUAAUCAAAUGGCUACCCGGACUAUUUGCAUUGACCCCCCCCCCCCCCCCCCUUUUACGCUGCUGCUCCUCGCUGUUUAUUAUCUAUGCAUAGUCACUUUACCCCUACCUACAUGUACAUAUUACCUUGACUAACCUGUCCCCCCGCACAUUGACUCGGUACCGGUACCUCCUGUAUACAGCCUUGUUAUUGUUAUUUUAUUGUUGAUCUUUUAUUUUUUUACUUUAGUUUAUUUAGUAAAACAUUUUCUUAACUCUUAUUUUUCUUAAAACAGCAUUGUUUGUUAAGGGCUUGUAAGUAAGCAUUUCCCGGUAAGGUCUACACCUGUUGUAUUCGGCGCAUGUGACAAUUGAUUUGAUUAACUACACAGCAGACUAAUUCACCCCCUCUUUGCAGUGUGGUCGCCCCACCCAGCUGGCACACUGUCUAGAGUGUGGGGCAGUGGUUGGAGGGGAGAGACAUGCUCCUGUGAGAGGUUUCAGUGCUAUUGGACUGCAGCGGUAAGUUGGUUCUCUGUGGUGCUUACAAAAGGGGCUUCCCGUUGAUAUUGCUGCUAAAGCAUCAGAUUGACAGAUCCCAUGUUGAAUGACUGAACUUGUCCUCUUAGGGGAGAUCUGACAAGGACUGGCCACAUCCUAGGAGAUCCUCAGAGGAGGGACAACCCAGACUCCCUGGACACCAAAAACAUGUCCCUCACCCCCUUCACCCCCAUCCAGCAGAUCAUCCAGCCUCCAGUUCCGGACGCCUGA
Coregonus sp. 'balchen' is the source of this 43209-nucleotide messenger RNA. NCBI's taxonomy places the organism in Eukaryota, Metazoa, Chordata, Actinopteri, Salmoniformes, Salmonidae. The record is from the annotation of a GenBank genome assembly.